This is a messenger RNA of Pseudophryne corroboree (corroboree frog), 3975 nucleotides long. It is a transcript of the gene NAA60, whose product is annotated as N-alpha-acetyltransferase 60, NatF catalytic subunit. Gene Ontology annotation, biological process: N-terminal peptidyl-methionine acetylation. Bases 590 to 1318 code for a protein of 242 amino acids. The record is from RefSeq and is a predicted model, not a curated record. The transcript is spliced from 8 exons. NCBI's taxonomy places the organism in Eukaryota, Metazoa, Chordata, Amphibia, Anura, Myobatrachidae. Gene Ontology annotation, molecular function: histone acetyltransferase activity; protein-N-terminal amino-acid acetyltransferase activity. Gene Ontology annotation, cellular component: Golgi membrane.
GCGUGCGUGUCCCUGUUACCCAACGUGUCCCCCCCUGCUUCCCUGUGUCCCCCCUAUUACCCUUUGUCUCCUCCCUGCUGCCCCGUGUCUGUUACCCUGCAUAUCCCACUAUUACCCGUCAGGUGCAAUAACUUGGACACUGUCACUAAAUCGCCUUUAAACGUCUGCCCAGGAAAUACAGUCAGCCUGAUGGAGGCGUCGCUAACAUAUAGUACCUAUACUUUUAUAUUAUAGGGAUGGGUAGAUGCUUGCUGUUGUCUCUAGAUCAGUGCCUAGUGCUUGUUGUAUAGGUCCCCUGUCAUCUGCUUCCUUUAACGGCCCUAAAGGCAGGACAUUGGGGUUCCAUAGGCAUCCCCCCACCCUUCCCCAUGCAACUUUGUCUCAAAUAUCUAAAGAGUUCCUGGGGGGUGUUGGUAGACUGACCCCCGAAGUAGCAGGUAGUACACGGACAUGGAAUGGCACCAUAAAACGUGGAGUCCAGAACCGGCGAGGCUCAGGGCACAUGAAGUCUCUGUAGACUGCGGCGGAGCUCGGGGCUCAGUCCGGAAGAGCUGAUCUGGGAUCUGUCUGCCCCACAAACAGGGUGUGAAUGAGCGAGGAAGAGCCCCCCCCUGCUCUCGCUGACACGGUCCUGCGUUUCCUUUGCCAUGAUGACAUAGACACAGUGAAGGAGCUAUGUGCCGACUGGUUCCCCAUCGAGUACCCAGAUUCCUGGUACAGAGACAUCACCUCAAACAAGAAAUUCUUCUCCCUGGCAGCCACAUACCGUGGGCAGAUUGUGGGCAUGAUCGUGGCAGAAAUAAAGAGCAGGACCAAAGUGCACAAAGAGGAUGGGGACAUCUUGGCAUCCAGUUUCUGCAGCGACACCCAGGUGGCAUACAUCCUGAGCCUCGGCGUGGUGAAGGAAUUCAGGAAACAGGGGAUCGGUUCCUUGCUGCUGGAAAGUUUGAAGAGUCAUAUCUCCAGCACAGCCCAGGAUCUCUGCAAGGCUCUGUACCUGCAUGUUCUGACAACCAACAGCAGCGCCAUCCGCUUCUACGAGAACCGCCAUUUUUAUCAACACCACUAUCUGCCGUACUACUACUCCAUUCGCGGCGUGCUGCAGGAUGCCUACACCUACGUCUUAUACCUCAACGGAGGGCACCCGCCCUGGACAGUGAUGGACUACCUGCAGCACCUGGGCUCUGCGCUGGCCGGUCUCAGUCCUUGCUCUCUCCCACAGAGGAUCUACCGCCAGGCUCACACUCUGCUGCGCAGUUUACUACCUUGGUCUGGCAUCUCGGCCAAGAGUGGCAUUGAGUACAGUCGCACCAUGUGACCCAGAUGUGAGCCAGAAGCUGGCCGCCUUACGACCUCCCACUCCGCACUGCACCUCUCCAGGACAGGUCUCUGAUUCCGCGUCCUAGAGGAGCUCUGCAGUCACGUGGCUUCCAUCACAGGAUACAGGGUCUCUUACUCCAUCAGCUCUCAGCAGCCCGGGAUCUGCACAAAGUACUUUGGACGGGAUCUUCCCCUGCUGUUUCCAUGAUGUCUGGCUGCCGCUUUACGCCUGGUCCCAAUAAGCCUUGUAUUUGAGGAAGAUCCCGUUCUUUCCGGUGACACAGGAAGCAGCCUACGUUCUGCCCUAUUUUGUAGCCUGGAGCUGCAUGUGCUCUUUUUAAAUGCAUAUUAUUAUUGUUGUUGGUCUCCCCCCCCCUUCCCCCUCUAAAAAUGCAUUGGUGCUGGAGUCAGUGGGGGUAAUUCCAAGUUGAUCGCAGCAGGAAUUUUUUUAGCAGUUGGGCAAAACCAUGUGCUGUGCAGGGGAGGCAGAUGUAACAUGUGCAGAAAGAGUUAGAUUUGGGUGGGUUAUUUUGUUUCUGUGCAGGGUAAAUACUGGCUGCUUUAUUUUUACACUGCAAAUUAGAUUGCAGAUUGAACACACCCCACCCAAAUCUAACUCUCUCUGCACAUGUUAUAUCUGCCUUUCCUACAGUGCACAUGGUUUUGCCCAAUUGCUAUCAAAAAUCCUGCUGCGAUCAACUUGGAAUUACCCCCAGUGUCUGUAUGUGUCCGCAGAGGUGCGGCAGGUGGUUAACCUCCUUUCAGACCAUCGCUUGCCUGCUUUCUAGAGGUAGCAAAUGAUUCCAGGCUGGAGGGUGAGAUUACAGUGAGGGCUGUGCCGCACUAUGCAGCAGUUUGAGGCCUCUGCUAUGUAGAGGACAGAAUUGCCUUCCCUGCCCAUCAGCGUCUUCCCUAUGUGUUAUACCAGUGCACAUGCACAAUGCUGGUACCUGCUCCCAAUGUUUAUGGUUAGUGUGGGGCCUAGAGGUGGGUCCCAGUGUAAACCGGUAACAUAGCUGAACCUGUGUGUUAGGAAUGUUCUGAUCUGGGCUCAAAUGACAAGACUUUAAAUGUGCACCCGUUUCUGCAGCCAACGUUUACCACCACCAUGUUGUGGGAGGAGCCAGUGUCCAUGAGACUAAAGCCAUGUUGAGCCGAUCCAUUCCCUAGGAGCCGGGGUUCUCAUUAGCUCCUGAUGACCAGGGGGUAUAUUUACUAAAGGUCGAUUUUGUUUGAUGUCAGAUCAAUUUUAAAUUGAUUUUAAUCGAUGUUGGGCUUCCAGGGUUAAAACGCACAUUUACUAGCUGAUUAUUAUUUUUUUUAGAUUAAUUUUUAAAUGUUAGUAAAUGUGUUUUUUAACCUUGGAAGCCCAACAUCGAUCUAACAUCGAACAAAAACCAAACAAAAUUGUCCUUUAGUAAAUAUACCCCCAGACAGCUAUAUUAUCCUCAACCAGUGUUUCCCAACUCCAGUCCUCAGGACUCCAUGUUGUCCAGAUCUCCGGGCAGGUGCACAGGUGUAUUCAUUACUGGCUGACAUAUUUGAAAAGAUUCACAGGUGGAGUUAAUUAUCUCACUUGCCAUAUGGAGAUCUGUAAAACACGCACUGUUAGGGGUCCCUGAGAACUGGAGUUGGGAAACGCUGUCCUAAGCAUUGGUUCCGCAAUCUAGCUGGCAGCUGUUAUUGGGUGCAGUAAGCAAGGCCAGCUUUACCUCCUACCCCAUAAUAUACUGCACUGUACAGAUAAUCACGUGAGAUUCACUUUAUCCCCCCUCAACGCCCGGUUGAACUCUGUAAACACUUGCAGAGCUAUACAUACUGUCCGUUGUAUAAAAUAAAGCCUGUGAAUGAAUGUGGAGUGAGUGCCGUCUACUAUUGAUCUUGCCCUGGGCUAUGUUGGAUAAUGUUUGUUUCUGAUCUGUAAUCCCUGGGUUCCUAUUGGUAAAAGACUCUUUGCCCAAUAUCGCACAGCAGAGAGGGGAUCUGAUUGGCAAACACUGGUGUCAAUGCUGGAACAGAAAAGGGCAAUAAAUAUUUUUGUUUUCUCUAAUAACCCUCUAGUUUGUUAAGGGCAAAACUAUUUUCUUUUUAUUUGGCAUUAAAGUAGCCCCAGUCCCAAUACAUUAUUUAAUGCAGCAGUUUGCACUGAAUAUGCCAACAGGGCUUUUGAUUUGUGCUAGGUACCUGAUUAUGUUGACGUUCCUUUUUUUUUUUUUUUUUUUAAACAAGUCACAGAUUUAUUGUUAAUCGACCUUAUUAUUAUCUGUUACUAAUAGACUCCCAGCCGUAGCCCCAGGGGCAUCUCCAAGUGACAGUUUUUUGUUUGGUUUGGCCCCAGUGUUUGGUGAUGCUGCAGAAGGGAUGUGUCACUAGGAGGGGGGACCAAUCAGAAGCCACAAUCACCGAUUGGACAAUCCUUCUGCCUCGUGUCCCAUGCAGCUAUAAAUAGGAAAUACCUGGUGUACUGGUGCACAAAUAGCAAGUCUCUUGUCCCUCCCUGAUGUACCUGUGAAUGUGUAUGGAUGGGCUUUUCCGUUUCCUCUUCUGGGGUUGCAUUUAGCUGUACACUUGCACCGGUCGUUGUGAAAUCCUUUGAAUGUUUUCUAUUUAUGAUAAUGGUAUUGUAAAAUAAUAAAAUAUUCUAGAAUCAUUGCA